This is a messenger RNA of Struthio camelus australis, 1271 nucleotides long. Lineage: Eukaryota; Metazoa; Chordata; Aves; Struthioniformes; Struthionidae. The record is from RefSeq and is a predicted model, not a curated record.
CGUGUCCUCUCCUUCCCUCCCCAGAACUCCUCUGAGAUGCCAGAGACCAUUACCAGCCGAGAUGCUGCUCGUUUUCCCAUUGUUGCCAGUUGUACCCUUCUGGGGCUCUACCUCUUCUUUAAAAUAUUCUCUCAAGAGUACAUCAACCUCCUGCUCUCUAUGUAUUUCUUUGUGUUGGGGAUCCUAGCCCUAUCCCACACCAUCAGCCCCAUGAUGAACAGAUUCUUUCCUGCAAAUUUCCCCAACAAACAGUACCAGCUUCUCUUUACCCAGGGCUCCGGGGAGACCAAGGAAGAAAUAGUGAAUUAUGAAUUUGACACGAAGGAUCUUGUAUGCCUGGCCAUGAGCAGUGUUGUUGGGGUCUGGUACCUACUGAGAAAGCACUGGAUUGCCAACAAUCUCUUUGGGCUGGCGUUUUCCCUCAACGGGGUGGAGCUGCUGCAUUUGAACAACGUCAGCACUGGCUGCAUCUUGCUCGGGGGCCUCUUCAUCUAUGACGUCUUCUGGGUCUUUGGCACCAACGUGAUGGUGACUGUUGCCAAAUCGUUUGAGGCCCCAAUAAAAUUGGUUUUCCCUCAGGACCUGCUGGAGAAGGGUCUGGAGGCCGACAACUUUGCCAUGCUGGGUCUGGGAGACAUUGUCAUUCCAGGGAUCUUCAUUGCCUUGCUGUUGCGUUUUGACAUCAGCUUAAAGAAGAACACGCACACGUAUUUCUACACCAGCUUUGUGGCCUACAUCUUUGGUCUGGGUCUGACCAUAUUCAUCAUGCACAUCUUCAAGCAUGCCCAGCCGGCUCUUCUGUACCUGGUCCCCGCGUGCAUUGGAUUCCCGCUUCUUGUGGCCUUGGCAAAGGGAGAAGUAACUGAAAUGUUCAGCUAUGAGGAGAGCUCUACCCCUAAGGAGGUGCCGGGGGCCUCCAAAGAAGAGACGACAGAAGCUGAUAAAAAGGAGAAGUGACCUUGCCCGUGUGGCCAGGCCUGGUGCUGCUGGGCUCGGGCCCCUUCCAGACCCUUUGCAAGUGACAGACGACGAAACAAUUGUGCAAGAGCAUCGUGUUGUGUGUGUCCGGAGCAGUCGCCUAGGUGGGGUAUCGAUGUACACCGCGUAUCCACAUCCCCCAGCCCAGCCCCGGGGGGGCUGCCCAGCCACGCUCCCUUUUAUUUUAUUGUCUCCUUCAUGGGUACAAAGUGGGUGGGGAGCGAACCACAGGCCCGUUUUUAAAUUUUGUAUUGUGCAUUUGCUUUCUCUCAUAUUAAACCAUCUCAAAGGAA